UUGUCAAAUUUUAUUGCAAGUGGCUUCUCUAUUCCAUGGUAGAUUUUUACUUAUUAUACUCUAUGAAACAAUUCAAUAUGGCGAUUUUAUACUUGUCAUUUUGCUGUGAUGGUGAUAAUUGUUCGUUGCGUAGGAAAUAUCUCAAUUAGUACGUAAUAAAAUGGCAGAUACAGGUCUUCGCAUGAAUUUUGCGGCAUUGAAACGGGCAGACCCAUAUGCAAAAGAAAUAAUAGAUAGUGCGACGCACGUCGCACUUUAUACUUUUGAAGAAAACGAAUGGGAAAAGACCAACAUUGAAGGUGCUUUGUUUGUGUACUCCAGAAAUGGAGAGCCUUACCAUAGUUUAGUUAUAAUGAACAGGUUGAAUACUAGUAAUUUAGUUGAACCUGUAUCAAAAGGUAUUGAACUGCAACUAAAGGAACCAUUUCUUUUGUAUAGAAAUGCGAAGUGUCGUAUUUAUGGAAUAUGGUUUUAUGAUAAAGAGGAAUGUGUAAGGGUAGCAACAAAACUGAAUUCCUUGGUAAAAGAUUCUAUGAAAGGACCAAAUGAAAUUCCGCAGUCAACAGCAUACACUGCACCACCACCCGCAAGUGCUCCCGUUGACAUAUUCACUAUGCUCAGUAAAGCGCAAGAUGACUUCAAUUCAAAUAAAGGUGUGAUUUCAAAUAAACCUGAGUCUGCAGUUCCUAGACCACCUGACAUGACAUCACAAAGUGUAAUGGAUUUCUUUGCUAAGGCUGGAAGUGGAGCAGCAGUACAAAUGCCUUCUGUGUCAUCCCUUCCAUCUCCUGGUAUAUUUGGGCCACGGCCAAAUGAUGCUAGAGAGACGCCUAUGUUGCUGCAGCGGCUGAUGAGCAACCCAGCCCAUUCGGUUGAACAUAUUGAAAAACAACAAAGGUCUGUUACACCACAAGAAGGACAUACAAUUAAUGGUAAUAAUUCUAUAGAUCCAAUGAUGAGUCAGACUGGAUUUCAGUUAAAGUCAACUCCAAUGGAUAAACAGAACCAACUAAGGACACCAAAAUUAAAAAAUUUACAGCAUAUUGAGGGUGAUAUUAAUUGUCCUAACCCCCUGGAGAGUGAAUUAAAUCUAAUGAAUAUAUCAUCUCCAAAGCCUUCAUCGCCUCUAGCAACAUAUUUGAACCAGUCAGAAAUUGUUCAUGUGACCCCAUACAAUAGUGCUAAAUUAGAGGAUUUAGGGAUGACCCCUAUAAUGAAUCCUUUUCCUAAUCAGCCUAAGCCUGCAUUGAUGCCACCAACAAUGUUUACAGCUACUACAAGCUGUGAAGUUCAAUCUUCACCAGAACAUUUAACAAGGAAUCAACUUCUUCAAGCUUUUAAUUAUUUACUUAAACAUGACUCUGACUUUGUAAAUAAGUUACAUGAAGCUUAUGUAAAAUCUUUUUCAGAAAAAGCCUUUUCAGUUUCAUAAAAUUUCUUACAAACUUAUCAGGAUACAAUAAUGUACAGUUGUAAUUUGAAGAUUGAAUUCUCUAAAAUGUUGUGUAGAUCCAUUAGUAAUGUAGUAAAUUGGUUGAACAAUUUUUUAAUAAGUUUAAACCCAUCGACUGUGACACUGUACAGAAUUAAUUUUAGUAUUGCAACAUUUCUAUUCGGACAAGUCA
Pieris rapae (cabbage white) is the source of this 1625-nucleotide messenger RNA. RefSeq names its product mRNA-decapping enzyme 1B (gene DCP1). Gene Ontology annotation, molecular function: mRNA binding; enzyme activator activity. Gene Ontology annotation, biological process: deadenylation-dependent decapping of nuclear-transcribed mRNA; positive regulation of catalytic activity; deadenylation-independent decapping of nuclear-transcribed mRNA. Gene Ontology annotation, cellular component: P-body. The record is from RefSeq and is a predicted model, not a curated record. Bases 161 to 1432 code for a protein of 423 amino acids. Lineage: Eukaryota; Metazoa; Arthropoda; Insecta; Lepidoptera; Pieridae. The transcript has a single exon.